ACGUAGCACUUCGGGGGGUGAAAAAGGCAAAAUUGUAGUCGACUAAGAAAAAGGCAAAGGUCCUACCAAAAGAAAAAAAAAAAAGGCCUGCGCGUUGCCAUAGCUACGCCUUAGUUUGGGUCCCUCCUCCUGCCGGGCUGGUGGAAAGCUUCCUGAAUUCUUGUGAAAUUAUAAAUCUAUCCCAGAAGACAACAGAAGUAACUCAGGAAGAAUGGAAGGGGACCAGUUGGAAGCCCUGGACUUCUCUUCAGAAGGUUUGCAUGCUGAGGUGACUAUGGUAGUGACAGGAGAACCUCCUGGUGCUGUAGAAGAAGAACUAGAUAAUGAAGAAGAGGAAGAAACCUCCGUAGAAGUCAUAGAUUCACUGUCCCUUCUAGACGUGCUGAGGGUCUCUACCAUUAUGGAGGACAUCAUCGACCAGCUUUCUAUUCUAGGCUACAUCAUUCCAGUCCAAUAUGAAAGAAGGCAGAGCCUCAGCCAGAAAACCAGUCAUGAAAGAACAUCAAUGGCCUCAAGUACAAGGAAAUCAUCUGUUCCUUUGUCAGCUAAGGAAAAAUCCACUGGGCCAGAAAUCAAACAACGAGGCCAGGACUUUAUCUUAAAGACUCCUACAAGGCAGACCAUGAUGACCCUGGAGACACUGAAGAAAAUUCAGAAUGACAGGCAAUAUUUCAGUGACGUGAUUGCAAAUGCCAUGAAGGAGAUGCAAGAUUCUGGCUCAUUCAGGAGUCUCCUGGAAACCUUGGGCAAAGAAAGGGAUAAUAGAAUUAAUUUCCAUGAUGUCAUCACAAGGGAGGAAAAAGGAAGAAGACAGAUAAAAUCUCUUCAAAAACAGUUAGUUGAUGUCAAAAAGGAGCGCCAAAUGCAAGUACAGAAUGGGAAUGAAUACAUUGCUCACCUCAAAGACCAGUUACAAGAGAUGAAGGCCAAAACCAACUUGGAGAAUCUUUAUAUGAAAAGAAAUACUGAGCUGCAGAUUUCCCAGACCCAGAAGAAAUGCAACAGAGCAGAGGAACUCUUGCUGGAGGAGAUUGAGAAACUAAGGAUGAAAACUGAAGAAGAGAACCGAGUUCACAUGGAGAUUGAAAUGUUCCUUAGGAAAGAGCAGCAGAAACUUGAGGAGAAGCUAGAGUUCUGGAUGGAGAAAUUUGAUAAAGACACAGAAGCAAAGCAGAAUGAGUUAAAUGCUCUCAAGGCUGCCAAGGCCUCCGACCUAGCUCACCUUCAAGACCUGGCAAAGACGAUCCGGGAGUAUGAGCAGGUCAUUAUUGAGGACCGGUUGGAAAAGGAGAAGACCAGGAAGAAGAUGGAGCAGGAUGACCUGGAGCUGAAGAGCAUUGUGAAGCUCCAGGCCUGGUGGCGAGGUACAGUGGUCAGGAAGGAAAUCGGAGGUUUCAAAUUGCCCAAGAAAGAGAAAGAUGACAGCAAAGAUUCCAAAGGCAAGGAGAAGGAAAAACGGAGAGGCAAGAAGUGACAAGUGACAAAUGCCUGUUGUUCUUUCCUCUGGUUUCAAGAGGCACAAAUGAUGCUGUCACAACACUCAUCUGUGGGUUGUCAUCCAUGACGCCUAGGGAUUUCUCUAGGCUUGUUGCCCUAGUUUUCAAACCCCGAAUGGGGCUACAACACGGCUGUAGGGCCUCUUCACCAGGCUGUGGACUUGGGGGAGAAGUGUUGAGUAGCUUCUUCUUCCUCACAGAAAACAGCUCAUUGGCUUAUAGUGAUGCUUUUACUAAAAACUCCUGUACUAUUUCUGAUUCUGAUUUUAUGCCAUAUGAUUAAAGUGAAAAACUGCUAUAA
Mesocricetus auratus (golden hamster) is the source of this 1797-nucleotide messenger RNA. It is a transcript of the gene Iqcg, whose product is annotated as IQ motif containing G. The transcript is spliced from 11 exons. Gene Ontology annotation, molecular function: protein binding. Lineage: Eukaryota; Metazoa; Chordata; Mammalia; Rodentia; Cricetidae. The record is from RefSeq and is a predicted model, not a curated record. Gene Ontology annotation, biological process: sperm axoneme assembly; cilium organization. Gene Ontology annotation, cellular component: sperm flagellum; cytoplasm. Bases 212 to 1474 code for a protein of 420 amino acids.